Molecule: messenger RNA, 939 nt
Organism: Diorhabda carinulata
Lineage: Eukaryota; Metazoa; Arthropoda; Insecta; Coleoptera; Chrysomelidae
Exons: 5
Coding region: 152-868 (238 amino acids)
Source: RefSeq, a predicted model, not a curated record
CUUUGACGUAUAUCAAUUUUUUCAUCGUGAAAAUUUCUUGUAACUUAUGACUUGUUAUAUAAGAGGCAUAUAAAAAUUUAAUUGAAAUAAUGACAUUAGAACUUCAAAUAGAAUUAUGACUUUUAUGAAAAUAUAAUCUAAAUUGAAAGUUAUGCCGUCUAAUCCUGAUUGUCCUGUUGCAGCUCAAUGCAUUGCGAUAAAAUUUAAAUAUAAUGAAAACCAACAACUUGAAUCAUCUCCACCACAAACGUCUCACAGUUCUCUGACAUCAAAUGACGAAUCUUGUCGAUGUAAGGUCCUCAAGGAUCAAUCUGCGCAAGCCAAUGAUAUAAAUCUAUCAGACACUUUUUGGGAUAGUCUCAUCACUUUCAUGCAAGAAAGUUGUAAAGUUAUGGAAAAAUUCAAACCGGAGGGACUAACAUCUGCCCAAAAGGAUGCUAAAAUGAAAGAAUUGCUCAGAAAAAUAGAAGAAAAAGAGAACGAGAUAAAACAACUGGGAGCAGAAUUUAGAGAACUAGUUCCUCCAAAACAGCAGUGUCCUUCGAAGCAAGGAAAUUUUUGUCCUGUUACACAAGGAGGCGAAUGUCCAGAACCUAAUUGCGAUAAUUACGAUGAAGAUUUUUAUGAUUUCAACGCGACGACUCCAACUCCAUAUCAAAUCAAUCAAAAUUAUUCACAAUAUCCCUCAGCUCCUAUGUAUCCACCGAACGUUCAAUCUUUAUAUAGUAGAGGCCAGCCUGAGCAACAAUAUACCCAAUUAUUCGAAAAUUGUGAUGGAAUGUGUCAAAAGCCUUGUCAAAGUAAUUGUCCGAAUGUGUGCAAUCAAAGGCAACAACCGUGGAAGCAAUAUCAAAAUAUGACUCUAUGAUGAUUUAGUUGUUUCAAUUUUUUUCAAUUGAGCCUAAUUUUUUCCAAAUAAAUGUUUUUACACCAUAAUAA